Molecule: messenger RNA, 330 nt
Organism: Hypoxylon trugodes
Lineage: Eukaryota; Fungi; Ascomycota; Sordariomycetes; Xylariales; Hypoxylaceae
Exons: 1
Coding region: 1-330 (109 amino acids)
Source: RefSeq, a predicted model, not a curated record
AUGGGAGGCGAUGGGAUCUUAAAGCCAAGAGCCAACAAGACGCACUCCAAUUCUGCCAUUAGGAAGAGUCAAAUGCGGAUUGUACCCGACGUAAACCCUACCGGCAUCUCGACCGAACUGUUUCAUUUCAUCAAGGCUUUUUGCUGCGGGAAUAUAAUUACUUGGAUGUUCCUAUUCGCGUUCCUCGUCAUUCCUAAUACCACUCAGUACACCGGAUUGGGGAAAGGGGGCGGAUGGAACACUACGAAACGGGAACACGUCGCGAGAAGGCCUAUCGUAUUAGGUGAGAAUGCAUAUCGAGCUAUUAAAUCCCAGAGGAGACUCACAUAG